Molecule: messenger RNA, 1005 nt
Organism: Moesziomyces aphidis
Lineage: Eukaryota; Fungi; Basidiomycota; Ustilaginomycetes; Ustilaginales; Ustilaginaceae
Source: the annotation of a GenBank genome assembly
AUGGCGCCCUUGUCUCCCAACCCGACGGCUCGUGAUACAUCGAAUGUACCAAGGCAGAAUGCUAUCCGCAGCGAUGAUUCGUCAGCCCUCGCAGUGACAGAUGCGAGCGGCGGUCUUGCACUUUCACUUUACGCCGAAAUGGCCGAGCGACGAAGACGAAGCAACGCCAAAGCACAGCAACGCAGACGCGACAGGGCUAGACUGAUGCAGCAGAGUAGCUCCGAGUCUGGCAGAAGUGCACCGGCCCCGAGCAGUGUGCAUGGUGGCAUCGGUGUCUCUGCCGAGGAAGUGGGUGGGACCAUACGCCAGCACGAUAGCGCCAGUGAAAGCGACGCUGAUACACUUGAAGACGAAGCGUUGCUGCUUUAUCACUUUAUUUCUGUAGUGGAACCUCUGGUCAAUGAGGCGGAACACUUUUCGCUGACAAGCAUGACCUUUGUGGCCGUGUACAAGGCUAUCUACACGCGGCUAGGUCUCCCUGUCCAUGUGAUGGAGCAGUAUGACAGCGUCAAUCCAAUUCCCGCCAGCUGGCGACUGCACCAGCAAUCGUGCACGCGUCGAUUCGAAUCUUCGGCCCGAAACGCAACAUCCUGCAAUAGCCGCGACGACACGGGCUCGCAAACACUUGAACAACACCUUGCUUGGGACGCUUUGCCGCCAAACAUGCAUCCUACCUCGUUGCAGCUGAGUGACGAUCACCAUGCCUUCUUCGACAUCUUUUGCCCUUGGCCAAAGGUGCGAGAUCGUGUGAUUAGGUCGCUUCGCGAUGGAUCGAUCGAUCAGCAGGAGUUUUGCAAGGACCUUCUGCAGCACCCACUAACAACUGGCGCACCUCAGCCGCUCAUCAUUUGGCAGGGGGGCGACCCAGCUGAUAUGGAUAAUUGGGAGCUACAAGAAGCGUUUGCCAAACGAUAUGCUGAUAUAUUCGAUCAUGACGUCUUGCAUCGGACCAAUUGGUGGCGUGCCAAGCGCGGCCUGGAACCGAUCCUUCUGUGGAAGGAUUGA